This is a messenger RNA of Talpa occidentalis (Iberian mole), 1597 nucleotides long. It is a transcript of the gene RGS19, whose product is annotated as regulator of G protein signaling 19. The record is from RefSeq and is a predicted model, not a curated record. Lineage: Eukaryota; Metazoa; Chordata; Mammalia; Eulipotyphla; Talpidae. Bases 285 to 935 code for a protein of 216 amino acids. The transcript is spliced from 7 exons.
UGCUGCAGCGCACGCCCCCUCGGCGGCCAGGGUGGGGCCCCCCGCGUGCACUCAGCCCCUCCGGCCCCCACCUCGCCUUUGGGUCGCUGAAACUUGACCCCCACGGGGAAGACUCGCCCUGUGCUUGCUGGAGCCUGCGCCUCCCGGCCUCUACCAGGCCCUGGGGGCAGGUCCCUCAGUGCCCGACUCGGUGCAGCCGCCUUCAGCGCCACUCAGAACCCCAGGCUGUGGUGAGGGUCCCGGAGCUGGCACUGCGGAGCCCAGGCGGCCCCUUCCACCCACCCAUGCCCACCCCACAUGAGGCUGAGCCGCAGCACACAGGGCCAGAGGAGGCGGACUGGCCCCCACCCAUGUCCAGCGAUGCGCCCCCCCCGGCGGCCCCCAGCCGCACGCCCUGCUGCCUGUGCUGGUGCUGCUGCUGCAGCUGCUCCUGGAACGAGGAGCGGCGGCGUGCAUGGCGGGCGUCACGGGAGAGCAAGCUGCAGCCCCUGCCCAGCUGCGAGGCCUGUGUGACGCCCAGCCCCGAGGAGGUGCGCAGCUGGGCACGGUCCUUCGACGCGCUGAUGCGCAGCCCAGCGGGCCGCGGCGCCUUCCGCGAGUUCCUGCGCACGGAGUACAGCGAGGAGAACAUGCUCUUCUGGCUGGCGUGCGAGGAGCUGAAGGCCGAGGCCAACCAGCACGUGGUGGACGAGAAGGCCCGGCUCAUCUACGAGGACUACGUGUCCAUCCUGUCCCCCAAGGAGGUCAGCCUGGACUCGCGCGUGAGGGAGGGCAUCAACAAGAAGAUGCAGGAGCCGUCGGCCCACACCUUCGAUGACGCCCAGCUGCAGAUCUACACGCUUAUGCACCGGGACUCCUACCCCCGCUUCCUCAGCUCCCCCACCUACAAGGCCCUCCUGCUGCUGGGUGGCUCCCAGCCCUCCAGCGAGGCCUAGGCUGUCCGCGGACACCACCCUCGGGGCAGAUGGCCAAGCAGCGCCUGGGGACUGGGCCUGCAGGAGCCGGACAGGGGCCUGGGCCAGGCCCCACAGCAGCUCCACCGUGGCCGGAGAGAAGAUGCGCAGCCCCAGCCCCUCUCGGGCAGCCGGGCUGUGGAGACAGGACCUGCCUGUCCAGCUGUGUGGGGCAGGGACACCCCCCAGGGCCGUCUGAGCCAGCAGCAGGCCCAGGACCUGGGGGGCCAGGCGACAGGCCUGUUUUCUGCGUUCACUGGCCGUAAACUGGGACUCGUGCUCCCCCGCCCACCCCACCCCACCCGUGUGUUUUAUCAGAAAGAAGUGACUUUAUAUUUAUCUCUAUUCCUCCUCCCCCAAGCAGGUUGUCUUAUUGUGGAAGGUAUUUCUAAAGCAAAUGCCUCACCCAUGCCCACCCUGGGGGAGGUCGGGGGUCAAGGAGCCCCAUCCUCAGUAGUGUCCAGCCCUGCCAGGGUGAUGCACCGUGAUGGGCAAGUGUGGGCUUUGUGAUGCCAGCCGGGCUGCCACCACAGGACACGGGGCGAUGCCUCCCACCAUUAGUCGGGCCCGGCGCACGCAGCCCCCUGAGCUUCCAGGACACGGGUCUCUGCCAGGCUCCGCCCGGGGCCGGCACCAGCACCCUG